Stegodyphus dumicola is the source of this 1419-nucleotide messenger RNA. RefSeq lists its product as uncharacterized. Lineage: Eukaryota; Metazoa; Arthropoda; Arachnida; Araneae; Eresidae. The record is from RefSeq and is a predicted model, not a curated record.
AUGGAAUUUAGAGACAAUUGGCAUAAAGAUCCGGCGGAAGUGAAGACUAAGGAGAAUUUAGACAAUGAAACGAUCAAAUUUUUCCUAGAGAACAUUAAAGUAAUCGAGGGCAAUAGGUAUGAAGUCUGUUUGCCUUGGAAGGAUAGUCAUCGGAUUCUUGAAGAUAAUAAAGAUAAAGCGGAAAAAAGACUUUUCGCCAAUACACGAAAGCUGCAGAAGAUGGGAUUUUUCGAAGAAUAUGAUGGUAUUAUCAAAGGAUGGCACGAGGAAGGUAUAAUUGAAAUAGCUCCGAAUAAUAGUGAUACUGGUCACUAUUUAUCUCAUCAAGCAGUAAUCAAGGAUUCCAGUCUGACUACGAAAGUGCGACCUGUAUUUGAUGCAUCAUUGAAGGAUGAAAAUGGGAAUUCCUUGAAUGCUUGCCUCGAAAAGGGGCCGAAUUUAAUAGAAAUGCUUCCAAAACUUUUGAUACAAUUCCGGCAACAUGCAAUUGGUGUUACUGCCGAUAUAAGGAAAGCUUUCUUACAAAUCAGUUUGUGUGUCAGAGACAGAGACUUUUUGAAAUUCCUGUGGUGGAAAGAUUCAAACAAAACCGAGAUUAUUACCUACAGACACUGUCGUGUCGUGUUCGGCAUUUCUUCGAGUCCAUUCCUGUUGGGAGCAACGAUUUCUUACCAUUUGGAUAAUGCUCCACAAGAUUUAAGAGGAACGGCACUUAGAUUGAAGAAAUCCUUUUAUGUCGACAAUUGUAUAGCUAGUUUCGAAACUGAAGAAGAAGUAGUCAAGUUCAAAGAAGAGUCCCAAACUCUAAUGUCUUCAGGAGGUUUUGACCUUAGAGGGUGGACUGCUGCACCAUUCAAAGAUAGAAGCAUGACUUCCUAUCAGAAGGUCAUUCCAAUUCUGGGACUCUCAUGGGACACCGAGAAUGAUGAAAUCUAUUGCAAUUUAACCCCUUUGACAUUUUCGGAGAGUGCCCACACGAAACGAUCUCUUCUGUCAGUCUCACAGAGGAUAUUCGAUCCCAUCGGAUUUACAAGUCCAACCACGUUAAUUCCAAAACUCAUUCUGCAAAAAACAUGGAAGAUGAAACUUUCCUGGGAUGAAAAUCUUCCACAAGGUAUAGAAAGAGAAUUUCAGGCUUGGCUCAAAAGACUACACUUCUUGAAUUAUUGUAAAAUUUCAAGAAGACUUGUGAUUGGACCUUUCGAUGACUGCUCUAUCUCUCUACAUUGUUUUAGUGAUGCUAGUAAGGUAUCUUAUGCAGCAUGCAUUUUCUUACGUGCAUAUUUUGAGGGCAAAACUUCAGUACAAUUGGUAUUAUGUAAAUCAAGAGUAGCACCUGCCAAAGAAGUAAGUAACUAUUCCCAGAUUAGAGUUGCUUGGAGCACUUAUAGCUUCUCGGCUGUACCGUCAAGUCAUUGA